AUGGUUCGCUUGGUACUGCACGAGGUGCGCCAUGUGCUGAUGGCAAUGUUUUAUAUAUCCCGGUGUUUAACAGCAAAAAUACAAAAUUCUAACGCAGAUAAAUACAUCUACUGGUUUUUAACAAUGAUUCCAAUCGCCAUGCUGUGCAUACCACAGUUCGCAUAUUUGCUCGUCGAUUCGAAAGGACUCAUCGAAUUCGUCUCGGUGCUGGUACCGUUCACCGAGAUACUGCUAACAAACCUAAAAAUGAUUAUUUGCAACAUAAAGCGCCAGAAAAUUAUCAACCUUAUUAACGAAAUACAAGCAGAAUGGACGGAAUAUCAAAAAUCGGACAAUCACGAAAUACAGUCGCUAAUUACGGCCACCGUUAAGAGGACGCGUAUUUUUGUCAUCGUCUACACAACGGUGUUCGUGAUCAUUUGCUUGGAGUACGCAUCGAUGCCGUUGUUUAAGUUUGUGUAUCAUAAUUUAUUUUCUAAAAGCCCUUCCAACUUUACCGUUACGAUACCGUACUCGUCAAGAUUCUUCUACAGUACGGAAAUUCAUACCAGCUUCUCGUUGACGUAUUUCUUCGUCAUGGUAGGUGUUUACCUGCUGGCACUUACUCUCAGCGGCUUUGAUAGCUUGUUUUCAACGCUCGCCAUGCACAUUACGACGAUGUUUAAGUUUUUGAAGAUAGAAAUCGACCAGCUGGGCUUGGACAUGCGUGCCGGUACAGGUCGUGCGGAAAUACGCGACAAGAUGAAGCGAAUUAUAUUGAAACACAAAAUUAAUCUUUCCCUGAUCGAGCAACUAGAGGACGGUUUCAGCUUCUAUUUGAUGGUGCAAUUUCUAACCAGUUCGAUUGUUGUUUGCGUUGUGCUGUACGAGUUAACGAUUGUUUUCGGUUGGAAUGAGGAUACAUUCAAGACGCUCACCUAUCUGCCGGGUGCCAUACUGCAGCUCUUCCUGUUCUGUUGGUACGCUCAGAACAUCACAGAAGAGGCGAACCUAGUUGCCGACCAUAUUUACAACAUUCCCUGGUACUUGAGUGACACGCCGCUGCAAAAAACCAUUCUCACGUUCAUGGUUAAGGCACAGAAACCGACCGGUGUUACGGCGUCAAAAUUUUACAUGGUCACAUUACAGAGCUUUCAGAGGAUUAGUAGUACCUCUUACUCGUACUUCACAUUACUGCAAACCAUCAACCAGCAAUAA
Messenger RNA from Anopheles maculipalpis, 1197 nucleotides. RefSeq names its product odorant receptor 13a-like. Gene Ontology annotation, molecular function: olfactory receptor activity; odorant binding. Bases 1 to 1197 code for a protein of 398 amino acids. Gene Ontology annotation, biological process: detection of chemical stimulus involved in sensory perception of smell; sensory perception of smell. The transcript is spliced from 7 exons. NCBI's taxonomy places the organism in Eukaryota, Metazoa, Arthropoda, Insecta, Diptera, Culicidae. Gene Ontology annotation, cellular component: plasma membrane. The record is from RefSeq and is a predicted model, not a curated record.